AUGACAGAAGCUCGACGCGCGCCAGACCCCGCCUUCUUCGCCUUGCACAACGUUCAGGCGAUGUUGUCACUUGAGGCGAGGAAGGGUGCAACGUGCGAACAACGAAGGUGCACUGCACACAGCCAAUUACCGAUCGUUGGAAACUACGACGACGACAACGACAGUCCAAGGAGGCGUGUGGCAUCGACCAAUGCACCGCCACAGACCUCACCGAGCAGUCAGUUCGGCAAACCCCACAACCCGCCGUCCAGGUGUUUGCUAGACGCCACGUCGCAACUCUGUCGAGGAGAAUGUCGUAAAGAUGCCUCCCCGCUCAUAACCCAUGCUGGUGAGAUAUGCCGGUGCAAAACUGACGUACCUCUUCGAUAA
Mesocestoides corti is the source of this 369-nucleotide messenger RNA. The record is from the annotation of a GenBank genome assembly. Lineage: Eukaryota; Metazoa; Platyhelminthes; Cestoda; Cyclophyllidea; Mesocestoididae.